ACUAAAUUGGAAUCAUCGGGUCUCUCUCCCACACUAUGAAUAACCCCUAAGGCAUAUCGACCUAAGAGCACCUCUUCCUGCACAUCCAUUCAAAAUCAAUCGAGUAGACGGGUCGAUAUCCUACGAGGUACCCUCCGAAAACCAUGGGGAAGUCUGUCUCCUUCAAACUCGCAUUCUCGUCAUCGUCACUGCUUCUACUAGUACUCCUGACCGUUACUGUCGCAUGCAUGGCGAGGCCAGGUGAGUCAAGAACGAGUCCCUCGGUGAAGGCGGAUCAGGGGAAUCUCGAAGAUGCCAACAUUACUGGUUUUCUGCUGCCUUCCACCUGCAAAACUGAUAACGGCUGUGGUGGAUGCCAAGAUUAUUGCCGUUCCAAGAGUCCUGGUUUUUCCUAUCAAUGCAAUGUUAAGGAUGGAUGGUGCUGUUGCAGUGACCUGUGAUCGAAUAUGUAUGCCCGAUUUCACCUCUACCAGUUUAGAACACAGCCUCAUGCACAGCCUGUGGCCUCUCAUUGCCAAGUGGAAGUGGUUUGACUACUUGGGAAUCAUCUUAUCUUCAUUUUGCAAAGAAAGUCGAGUUCAGAAC
This is a messenger RNA of Linum trigynum, 585 nucleotides long. The record is from the annotation of a GenBank genome assembly. Lineage: Eukaryota; Viridiplantae; Streptophyta; Magnoliopsida; Malpighiales; Linaceae.